UGGCAGUGACUCAGUGAAAUGCAGCAACAAACUGAGACUGCAAGACCACCGCCCCCCCUGUAGUGUUCCUUGCCGUUUCCCAGCCAGCCUGUGCAACUGGAGGAGAGAAAAGAAGAGAGGAGCUGCUUCUGCUGCCGGAGCGAUGGAGAAGAAGCGAGGAUCUUCUCAUCAGUACGGUUCACUGGAGCGCACUGAAUGGAGCGGAGACGCCAACGAACCAGAGGACGACGUGGUGUCCAUGGCAGACUCCACCAUCACUGUGGACGACAUUGAGGGGGAGCUCUUUAAGAUUGAGAGGAUCAGAGAUGUCCUGGUCAGGAGGGAGUCAGAGCUCAGAUACAUGAUGGAUGACAUUCAGCUGUGCAAGGAGAUCACUCGUCUGAAGAAGGAGCUGCAUAAACUAGUGUCCAUACCAGAUAAUGACAAGUCCAACGAGGACCGACAGAGGGAAGAAGAACUACUGCAACAGAUCCACAAGCUGGUUGAGACAAGAGAUUUCCUGGUAGACGAUGUGGAGUUUGAACGACUCAGAGAGAAAGAAGAAGAUAAAGAAAUGGCAGACUUUCUGAAGUCCAAAUUCCCCAGAAAUAUGAAGAAUUCAGGUGUAACAACCAGACAGGUGCCCUCCAGGGCUCAACAGACCUCUCCUCCCUUCACCAAGACAGGCCUCACCCUGCUGAAGGAGUGCUGUGGCUUCACAUGCUCCAUCAUGUAGACCGGAGCCAAAACGGAGAGCCCCACUGCCGGGCUGAUAAAGGAGCCACAAAACAAAAUGGCCGUUCCACAAGAGUCAAUAUUUCCAGUUUCAGCUUUUCAGUCUGAGAAAGACUUUGAAACAUGGGCAAAGUAGUACAGACGAGAAUUUCCCAGAGGGAGAGCAUAGGAUGUUCCAAAGUUGAUGUGGUGUGUAUUUAAUCCCAAGACCCAAGUUUGUCUUGAGGUGGAUCUGUUUAUCUCAUUCUCUCUUUCAUUGGAUUUCAUAUCUGACUUUAUUCUCCUUCUCUGUCUCUGCUCUCCACAUCUCUCUUCCUCGUUUUCAUUCUUACUCUUGUUAAUCAUCACUGCUCAGGCAACUUCUGCGGAUUAAGCGUUUCCAAAAGGAGCAAGCCAAUAUGCUGUAUUUAUUUGUCCUUUUUCAGACAGACAGGACGGGGUUUGAAAGGAGUACAAGUCAGGCACAUAUAAUGUAAAUACUAAUUGGAUUCAACUACCACGAUAUGCCUCCGAAUUUUAUAUUUAAAAUCUUAACUGAGCUAUGAUAACUGUCAACCCUCGAUAAAAGAAGAAGCCGUUUUGCAGGAGUCAGCAGGCCGGGUUAGACACACUGCUGGAACUUUAUAAUUAGCAUUACGGAGAUAACACUAAUGAAACUGACAUUAAUCUGGAGCUCUGUUAUGAUGAAGUUGCCUGUGAUUUGACUCCAUCCAAAAGGGUAUGACCUUUUGAAAAGUGGUGGUUUGUGAAGAAAGAGCAGAUGUCUCAGCCCGCUGCAUUUUCCUUUAAGAUUAGUUAACUAUUAUUUAUUAAUGUCUGCAAAACAUUGCAUGCUACAAUUUUUGAGAGGGUUUCUUCUUUCCCUAAUCCUCACCACUACUUUUUGACAAGACUUACCCUUCCUGCUUCAGUAUUUUAAAAGAUAUUUCUGAUGAGUAUUCAGCACAUAGUACUGAGGAGAGUAACAAAUUGACAGCAGAGGGAAAAAUAGUGAUUGCAGUGUUUCGUGGGGACACAUACCGUAUUAAAACAUACAUAGGUAUCCAUAUGGUACUAAAUGCACAUGAGCAAACCAAGGUAUCUUUAGAUGUAGACUACUUCCACAUGAAUUCGUCAUUCUUAGUCCAUUACUCUCAGUUUUGUAUCAUAUCAUCCACACGCAUAUUUCCACAAAUGAUAUGGAUUGGCACCCAACUGACACUGCAGACAACUACACCUAAUAUACAGUAUAUACCACUCCAGUGAUGACGAAAGGCAUCAUGCUCAUCACUAAGCCAAACUGGACGGUGUUUUGAGUGAGUACUUUGUGUUACAUAUAAAUCCACUGGCCCGGGGCAAAACUCUAGUGCCCACUUCCACAAUGCAUAAACAUUCUAUAUUUGCUGCCACCCCAAAAUUAAAUCUUUCUUUAUGGCCUGAUUACUGUGUGUAUCUUCAGGGGUGUCUAUAAGACUCUAUAUAAGACUGUACAGGGUGUCCAUAAGCCAGUGGCUCAUACGUUCAAGACGUGGGGCACAGGGAUGUAGUGGCCAAUCAAACUACGGAGCAAAUCUCCGUGUUGCCAAGAAGAAUAGUCGCCAUGGCAACCAUGUAUACCCCACAUCUUUACAAUGAAACAAAGAGGAAGGUUGGUUGGAUCAGAAAAAGAUGAGACUUGAUAUGUGUGACGAAAAGAAAUACUUGAGCGCUAUCAUGGUUAUCUAAUGAGAGGCAAAAAGGAAACAGAAUAAUACCGCUGCCGUCAUUUAGGUGAUUUUAAUAUUUUGGAUUCACUAGAUGGAUAAUGAAGCCCACCUAGGAUUUAGGUAAACUAAAAACAGCUCGGAGAUUGAGUAAAUGAAAGGCUGCUUUGCUUGGCUUCAAAGUAGAGAUACAUGUCUCUUUUUGUGCUAGAUGCUAAUUGAAAGCCUUUUUUUCUCUUUUUAAUCAUCAAUGAUGUUAGAUGAGACAUUCCUUGAUGAAUCUUUCAGUUUGUUUCCCAUGCCCGUUUGACACAGCGUUCUUUUUUAUGGUUUAUUCCCAACUAGUCCUUGGGAUGGCUACAUGGAUACAGAUGUCUCUUUUGUUCAAUUCCUGGAUCUUUUUAUAUUCAGUCUCAACACUGUCGCAGAAGGCUCUGGGUCACAUAUCACCCAGCAACCAUGUCUGGUGCUGUCACGGAGGUUCACAGGAGAAUUAGAUGUGUGCCAGUAAUGUUGAAAUACUGUAUUUAAUAGCCAUAGUAGAAAAGCAAAAAGAUACAGUACCAGGAGAAGACUGUUUCCUGUUAAAUGGGCGUGUGUAAGUAAUGUGCGAGAAGUCUUUGAUGAGGAAAUUUGUAUGACAGUGGAAACCAUUUUGCCAAAACAAAACCGAUGUAUUUGUAAUGAUUUGAAAAAGACAGUAAUGGUUAGUUGACCAGGCUGCAAGCUUACAAAUAUACGAAGUCCAACAUCUCAGGCAAAAGAAUCAGUUCAUACACAAAUGAAUUAUUAUGCUUUCUUGUCUGCUCCUAUGAUUGAGCUGCACACUGAAUAAAUAAUAGCUCUUUGCCCUAAAGAAGAUCUUCUUCUAAUCAGUGCGAAUUUUUUGUGUUGAGACGUUGAGUGUGUGACGUGUGUCUGUUCUUCACAUUUAGACGUAAAACCAGCUGUUCAAACCAGCUGGAGGGUAUGUUAUACUACCCCAUGACUGUGCUCUGUGUGAGUCAAGCAAGGAUUCAAGAAUUUUCUGUGGAAAAGGCUUAGAGACGUGGAAGAGACCACGGGGCCUCUUAGGAGAGACACAGUGUCACAGGAGAGGGAGUCAGGGAGGGAAAACGUUAGAAGAAGAAGAGGCUGAAGUGGCCAGAAGCAGGGGAGAUGAG
This is a messenger RNA of Xiphias gladius (swordfish), 3559 nucleotides long. Its product is annotated as bMERB domain-containing protein 1-like. The transcript is spliced from 6 exons. The record is from RefSeq and is a predicted model, not a curated record. Bases 143 to 715 code for a protein of 190 amino acids. NCBI's taxonomy places the organism in Eukaryota, Metazoa, Chordata, Actinopteri, Istiophoriformes, Xiphiidae.